AUAGUUGAAACUUGUAACUUAUCAAAAAGGGUAGGUACGUGGCUACCGUAAAACAUUCUUGAUCAGUUGUUUAACGAUUAAGAUUAUUGUUUAUUGAAUAAACAAUGGUCAAUGUAUAUAGAAUGUUGAGCUUGUUUGUGUUAAUUGAGGUUGUAGAGGUUGUUGACUGAGGUGUGUUCCUUAAUUAAAUUCUAUACUUCAGUUUGGGUUUCAUUGGGGAUGCGACCUGCACCACUGGAUUGUUGUUGAUAAUUAGGUGUCAAAGCACGUACUUUACGUAGGUGUCAUGAAAUAGGAGAUCUUAAACGGGUGUGAGUGAAUCAACUGCGAGAAUAAAGGUGUUAAAUUACAAUGGGUGCUGAUAACUCUAAAUCCGAUUCUCAAAAAGCAAGAGAGGACUACACUGAGAAGGUACUGAAGCAGACCUUAGCAACUCAAAGGCAAAUGUAUGAACAAAAAUGUGAGGAACUAAAGAAAGCCCAAAGGCUAGCAGUGCGAUCAUUACAACUGGCUCAAAAUAACAUUAAUGGAAACCAAACUCCCAACAAUAAUGCUAACCAACAAACCAGUAUCCCUGCAAGCACUCAGUUGUACCCAAAUCUAUACAACAUAGCUAAUAAUAAUGCCCAGAUGACAACUGCUUAUACAAACCCCAGUACUUCAUGCUUCCAGAAUCCAUCAAAUACUCAAUUUUCUCCAGUACUACCAUCAGCUCCUUCAGCUCCCACCGCUCCAGCAUCUACGGAAGGUCUGAAAACCACUGCUCAUUCUGUGAGAAAUUCUCUACCUUCACAAACACAGCCCAGAUUAAAUCAGUCUCAACCAGAACACCCAAUAGCUCAGUCGUCCCGAGCUAUUCCUUCAACCAGCUCUGCAAAAGUUCUACCGUUUACGUCUAAGCCGCAAAGCAGGAAUGCCCCUCGUUAUGAAGCAUCUCAGAGCAUAGUGAAAUGUGUGACCUGUAACGACGAACUGGGACUGUACAUUUAUCAAUGCAAGAACGGACAUAGCUCAUGUAAGGAGUGCAGAUUAAAGAACGCUCGAUGUGGUAUAUGCCCCGAGUUUAUCUCAGACAUGAGGAAUAUUACGCUUGAAGCGCAUAUUGCAGAAUUGAAACGACAUGAAUUUAACGAUGGGAAACUAAGUUUUUGCCCCCAUGCCGGAGAUGGAUGUCGCCUGUCUUUUAAGAGAAAUGAAAUUGAUGAGCAUAUCAAAGAAUGCCCUUACCGAGAAAUGGCAUGUCCCCUGGCGGAAAUUUUUGGAAUAUGUACAUGGACAGGUAAAAUAAAUCAACUUGUAAUGCAUUUUAAAGAGGAGCAUCGUGAACAUUUCGAGGCUGACGUAAAUAAGGAAAUGUAUCUGGUUAACAUUGAUGUAAACCAUAGAGUUGUACAUUUGGUUAACCUUGGCCCUUUCCACUUUCUAGUACACUUAGAAGUCAAUCAGGAGCAAAAAAUAAUUUGCAUGACCGUUCAGACGAUGAGUACAAAAUUCAGCGCUUCAAAAUGGUCAUACGAACUGCACGUUUAUAAUAAAAGGCAGCCGCGGAGAAAAUAUAAAUACAUUGACACUUGUAUCUCUAAUAGCGAGACAGUUAAGGAGGUUUUCUCUCAAAAGAAGUGCGCCGUCCUUAGUGCGGAUUAUGCACGUACGUUCCUCGAGAAUAAGAAGCUGACGUACAGAUUCUAUAUAAAAAAUAACUUCGACCCUCGAAGGAACGUGGAAUGAAUUAUAAGAACGUGUACAGUUAUCACAAUCUUACUUGGCCGGGCUGAAGUUAGCUCACCUCCUUAACAACUUUAAACUAUUGAAUUUCAAAAUAUUUCACCUAGGCAGUCGAUGGAGACCCCAGUCCGUCAAAAUUAGAUUUUGCGUACUGUUCCAGAUCAGGUACAAAUUAGACCAAAGUGAAGUAUAUUAAAAUGUCGACAAAGCAUCUGCCUACCCGUCACACAUUUAAAAUCUAUUUUUUCUUCCUUGUCUUAAUGUAAACUAUUUUUGAUGUGAAACUAUAUCAUCGCUAUAUCAUGGAAUAUAGUACUAUUAAAUGGUCGAAGUUUCAAAUAAAUUUUGAAGUUUUAAUUUAUUUUUAUUUCUUUUUUGUUCGUAAUAAAAAUGUAAUAAACAGUCAUUAUUUUAUGGAACAAUUCACACAUUUCGUUAGCUCAAAGUUUGUUUAAAAUUGUUAACAAAAUAAUAAAACACACUUACCAUUUAAAGCAAAUCUCUUUUUAUUUUGUUUGUUUAUAUUUAUUUUAAAAGUUUAUAAAGAAUGUUUACUUUAUAAGACAAGUUAGUAAAAAUAGAGUAUAUGUAUGCCUUAAUAGUGUGGCCCGAUUGAUAUUUUAUUUACGGUGGUUAAGCACAUCCAGCAUGAGUUUUGCACCCUUGUAGUCGUUUUCUUGUACCGAAACCGUUAAGUCGGAAAUAUAGACCUAAUUAUGUUUUGAAGCUUAAGUUUUUCUUGAAUUCUACAGUAAGUAAUAUUUUUUUAUUUCAUUUGGCAAAACAGUAGUCUAAGGUCCGAAUGUUCCUAUUUUAAAAGUCAUUCUUCAAUCAGUCUUAUAAGCAUACUGAUGCCUGACUACUUUUAAAAUAGGAACAUUCGGUACUCAGGCUACUGUUUUAGCAAAUGAAAGGAAACAAUAAAAUUUACUCUUAAUAAUUAAUAUGAUCAUAUAUAGGAUAGACCUCUAUCCUGUCUAUGAUCGUAUUAACUAGAUCUCUAUUUCAAGCUCAAGUAAAUCAUUAUAAAUAUUUUUUACAAUGUGUGGUGGAAGUAAUCUUAACGUGCCUUGAUUUCCACAAGAAACUAAGCUGAGUAUUUUUUUCUUAAAUCAUCUCGCUCAAUACAAAUUGUGUUACCAUCGCGUCGUCUCGCUCAAAAUAAAUAGUAUUUCGUCUAUUGAUAUGUGAAAAACUAAAUAUUAUUAGAAAUGUUUAUAAUGAUAAUGGUUGUUUACAACAAGACAGGUAAGAAAGUUCAGAGUUUAAAUACAAACAUUAUAGGUAUAGAAAACUAUAGUAACAUAAUAAUGUAUAGGGCAUAUGGAUUAUAUAGCGAUAUAGCAGCUCGCGUGGAAACACUAUACUUAAUCUUGCUCGGACAGUAGGUGUUGCCAGAAAUACUAAUUCCCUUAUUUUAGGGUAAAAUAAAUUUUUCUUUUUCGCCGAAUGUUUGGUAAAGUUAUGUAUAUCUAUAGGUUCUAAAUCUGACUUAGUGGCAUAUAUAACACAGUUUUUAUAUUAUCUGUGGUGGCUUGCAAAACUCUUGGAACUAGAGAUAAAUAUAAGUUAAGGUCUAUCUAUAUGUUCUUUAUCUAACUCAGUGGCAUGUAUAACAUAGUUUUUAUAUUAUAUUUGGUGGCGUGCAAAGCUCGUGUUACUAGCGAUAAAUAUUACUUAUAAGCAUUAAAACAUAGAAAAUUGCAAUUGUCAUGCAAAUUAAGGUGUAGCAAACUUUGUAUAGUUAUUAAGGCUCAGAUAUUCGAGGCAUUUUAGUUCUAACAUUGUAUUUCGUUUUCAAUCGAAUUAAUAAUCGAGGUUAUAAAAGACCUAGGUACCUUUUUGUAUAACUUUUCUGGCAUUUCCUUUGCCUCUUCCAUUCAAUUUGUGACGAGUGUACAACCGUCGCUGUCAAAUCAAGUAGUUUAAAUAAGGAAAAUGAGUUGGUAACCUAAUAGAAGAAUUACGCGAUAUUCUAUAAUUAUUGGAACAAACUAUUAACUCUGAUUCUCUGGUCAAACUAACUUCUAUUAUUUGUUUUCCGGCGUAGUGGGUCCAUGUACUUACACAAAAUGGAUUUUGUUUACAGGGUAACUCUGGAAGGCCUUAUAUAAGCCUACCAGAAUAGUUCUUAUUUCUUUGUUCCUUUAAUUUAAGACCAAAUGUAACGUAUGCUGCACCACCCCUGAUUCUCAAUGACAUUGCAAUUGUAACUCAUUUAUUUUUUGCGGAAAUGUCUCCUAAGCUAAAUUUGACAAUAACCGCCGCAAAUUUCGUACGAAGAUAACGGAUGACUACCAAUUUAAGAUUUUAAGUAUAGUUAAUAAUUUGGAGACUGUUUCUUCAUGGAGAAAUUUUGCUCCAUGUAGCUGCUACUUUAAGUGAUCACGUAUUAUUAUCCUAAAAUAAUCUGUUUUGUUGUGAAUAAAUAAUCCCCUAGUUAUAAUUGAUGUGAUUUGUAAAAUAAAUAUUAGUAACUA
This is a messenger RNA of Pararge aegeria (speckled wood butterfly), 4205 nucleotides long. RefSeq names its product E3 ubiquitin-protein ligase siah2-like. Gene Ontology annotation, biological process: multicellular organism development; proteasome-mediated ubiquitin-dependent protein catabolic process. Gene Ontology annotation, molecular function: zinc ion binding; ubiquitin protein ligase activity; ubiquitin conjugating enzyme binding. Lineage: Eukaryota; Metazoa; Arthropoda; Insecta; Lepidoptera; Nymphalidae. The transcript has 9 exons. Bases 352 to 1728 code for a protein of 458 amino acids. Gene Ontology annotation, cellular component: cytoplasm. The record is from RefSeq and is a predicted model, not a curated record.